Messenger RNA from Erpetoichthys calabaricus (reedfish), 2034 nucleotides. It is a transcript of the gene snx24, whose product is annotated as sorting nexin 24. The record is from RefSeq and is a predicted model, not a curated record. Gene Ontology annotation, molecular function: phosphatidylinositol phosphate binding. The transcript has 7 exons. NCBI's taxonomy places the organism in Eukaryota, Metazoa, Chordata, Cladistia, Polypteriformes, Polypteridae. The coding region runs from base 584 to 1105 and encodes 173 amino acids.
AGCAAUUUCUACUUCACUUAUAUCAAGACUACGUGAGAUGUAUUUCAGUCUAAACAGCUUGCAAAGCUGGCAACAUCUUAGGCUGCGAACAGGUGUCUAACUUCUGUUUCGUUAACAAACCGGUACACUUAAGCAGUAAAAUCAGAGAAACGCCCACGUGAGCACCGGAAGAUCACACUGCCGCUAUACAGAGUCCAACACUGAAUCCCAAGUGCUGACAAACAAAAAAUGUUAACAGCGUGGUUAGAUAUCACCGGUAAUUCAUUAGGCCUGGUGACACUUCGUCAAAACAAAACCCAAGUUACACCAAAGCUGCAGUACGAAGGUGCAGGGCCCAGCACUUAUUGUACCAUAAAACUCGAGCUUGUCCCGACGACACUCUUGUGGUGUGAAUCCACUUGGGAAAGUCAUGUGACCCUGCUCACGUGGCAACAGCUUCUGCAAAUUGCUGCGCUUUCUGCAUCCUGUCGUCUCUGGCACUGGAAACCCACAUUUGUGCACGUUGCUACAUUAUUUUAUUGCCUGCACUUGGCAUUACUUCCAGUUCACUUCCCUGCCUCUUUCAAAAUCCAUUUUGCGCAAGAUGCAUCCAGUUAUGGUCUGCAUUCCGUCCUUCCGAUCCGAAGACACUGGCUUGGAAAAGGGUUAUACGGUUUUCAAAAUUGAUGUCCUUGUGAAUGGCAGACAGCAUUCUGUUGAGAAGCGAUACAGCGAGUUUCAUGCCCUGCAUAAAAAGCUCAAGAAGUGCAUAAAAACUCCUGAGAUGCCUUCAAAGCAUGUGAGAAACUGGGUUCCCAAAGUGCUAGAGCAACGAAGGUUAGGCCUGGAAAUAUACUUGCAGACCAUCAUCUUUGAAAAUGAAGUCCUGCCAAAGAUAUUUCUUGAUUUCCUAAAUAUUCGUCAUUUUCCUUCACUGCCCAAAACUGAGAGUUGUGGAUCCUUUGAUGGCACUGAAUCUGAAGAAUCAAGUAAACUGUCCCACCAGCCAGCGCUUCUGUUCCUGAGGGAUCCAUAUGUCUUGCCAGCAGCCGAUGAUACCUUCUCCAACGUUGUUAUUGAUGGUGUAAUUCAUGGAAUAUUUUAUCCAGACCUUCAACCAAGGUAGACAUGAAAGAAAUAUGGAAUCAAUGGGCUAGAGGAAAUGAAAAGUGGUGGUAAACUUAAAUAAGAAAUGUAAAGCUAAGGAAUUGAUAACCAGCACGUGUGGCCUGCAUAGCUGUACCACAUAUAUAUAACGUUAAAAUGGAAGAAGGAAAAGACACACAAACCAACCGUUACUGGCUGCUUGUACGCAUAUCUGUGUGUGUGUGUGUGUGUGUGUGUGUGCGCGUGUGUGUGUAUGUGUGUUUUUAUUAGAAACGUUUAUCUGCCUUUGUUAGUGUAUAUUAGGUUGAAUAAUUAAUUACCUAACUAGGAACGAUGCUGCUAAACAGAGUGAAAGGCUCUGCCAACAGUAUUUUUAGAGUAAUAAGAGCACAAUGGCAAAGGAUGACUGAAAAUUUUGUAAUUCACAAUAUGAACAAAUAUGAAUAUUACUACUGUCUUUUGAACUGACAAAAAUACAACAUCGCUACCUUGUAUAACUUUUUAAUAAUUAUUGCCUUUACAGUUAUUUAAUGUACUGUCUUUGUUCUAAUAAUGUUGCAUAUUAUUUUAAUACCAUAGCAAUUUCCAUUGUAUUUUCCUGAGACAUGUAUUUUAUUGAGACAAUUUGUUUUGCUAUCAUUAUUUUUACAUUAACAUAUUUAUUUAAGAAUAUUCCAAUAAAUACAAGUCUGUUAAUUAAUUUGAUUUUUAUUAAAAAAAAUCCAUACAAAGCACACUUAUACUUUUGUUGGCAGUUGUUUAAGAGGUUAUUUUUUUUAUUCAUUAUGUCUUUACUUUGAAAUAACCUAUAUGGGUAAAAGUAUUAUUUAAUAAUCACUGAUAUUAUUAAGACCGUAAACAAAUGCAUGCAUUGAUACUUUGUAUUUUUGAGGGAUUCUCACUGUCUUCCAUUUUUCAAUAAAAAACAAUAAACUAGUGUACAGUAUU